Molecule: messenger RNA, 594 nt
Organism: Melitaea cinxia (Glanville fritillary)
Lineage: Eukaryota; Metazoa; Arthropoda; Insecta; Lepidoptera; Nymphalidae
Product: protein GVQW3-like
Exons: 2
Coding region: 1-594 (197 amino acids)
Molecular function (GO): nucleic acid binding
Source: RefSeq, a predicted model, not a curated record
AUGUCUGAGUCAUCACUGCACUUAACGAAGUUUGAGCAUCGCGCCGUCAUCAAAUUCCUCGUUAAAACGGGGAAAACAGCAAAAGAAAUUUUUGAAGAAACUUCUAGUGUAUACGGAGAAUCUGGACCGUCCUCAGCCACGGUUAAACGAUGGACACGCCUAUUCCAACAAGGCAGAGAGACUCUGGAAGAUGACCCCCGCUCGGGUCGGCCGGACACCGCAGUCACCGAUGAAAACAUCGAAAAAAUAGCAGAAGAGCUUGGCUUUAGUAAGGAACGAGUUGGAGAUAUUAUGCACAAUCAUUUGCAUAUGAAUAAAGUCAGUGCGCGUUGGGUGCCAAAAAUGCUCACGCCACUUGACAAGCAGCGGCGCGUUGAAACUUCUGAAGAGUUUUUAGACUUGUGCAAGGAUAAUUUGGAAAAAAUUUGUACUCGUAUUGUCACUGUUGAUGAAACGUGGAUCCGACAAUAUGACCCAGAACCAAAGCAGGAGUCAAUGCAGUUCAUAGAGAAGGGGGAAAGACCGCCGAAAAAGUUCAAGGUGGAAAAACCGGCUUCCAAACUCAUGGCCACCUUCCAAAAAAAACUACAAUGA